CCACAUCAAUGGAAGAUGCCGCAGGUGAAGGUUGCUGUGGUUGGAGCUGGCGUCAUCGGGUUUAGCUCUGCGGUUUGUAUCGCAGAGUCGCUCCCAAAUGCUGCUGUGACGAUCAUCGCAGAAAAGUUUAGUCCUGACACAACCAGCGACGGAGCGGCCGGGAUUUUCUUUGCAGCCGAGUUUCAUGAGAUCCCAGUGGAGCGGCAGAGGCGCUGGUUUAAAGACAGCUUCAAUCACCUUCUGCAGAUCGCUCACUCAGCCCAGGCCCCGCACGCCGGAGUCAUGCUCAGCUCUGGGUGUCAGAUCUUUAAGCAGGAGCCCGCGGUGAAGAGGCCGUUCUGGGCAGACCUGGUGAUCGGCUUCAGGGAGAUGAGCCCCUCGGAGCUGCAGAGGUUUCCAGAGCAUGGCUUUGGUCAGGUCUUCACUACACUCAAGUGUGAGUGCUCCAGAUACCUGCCUUGGCUACAGCACAGGUUCAUAAAGGCUGGUGGUGUCGUGGAGCAGAGGCACGUGUCCAGUCUGAAUGAACUCUGUGGUUUUGACCUGAUCGUGAACUGCUCUGGCCUCGGUUCCAAAGCACUGGCCGACGAUAGCGCCGUUUUUCCUGUCAGAGGCCAGGUCCUUAAAGUAUCUGCGCCCUGGAUACAACAUUUCAUCCGCGACAGCGAUGGAAAAACCUACAUUUAUCCAGGCAUUGAAAGUGUAACAGUGGGAGGGACCAGACAAGAGCACGAUUGGAGGCUGGACAUUGAUGAACAAGAUACGACAGGGAUUCUAGAGAGAUGCAAAAAACUAGAGCCAUCACUGGAAAACGCUGUAGUUCUGAGUAAAUGGGUGGGGCUAAGACCAAGCAGGAAGUGUCCGAGAGUAGAGCGAGGAGUGAUGAAAACGAAAGGUAAAAACAUCCCUGUGGUUCAUAAUUAUGGACAUGGAGGGUGGGGGGUGACGCUGGCCUGGGGCUGUGCAGUGGACACACUCGGACUGGUCACACAGAGUCUACGAGACAUACGUCCAGUGGCAAAACUGUGAAGAAAAACGUUUAGAGAAUAACCUCACUGUCCAGUAGAAAGAUUUAUAUUUUUACCUACAAAUAAUAAAAUGCACAUAUUUGAUUUUGAUAAUGUUAUUCUAUGAAAAGCAAGGAAUAAAUUGAGAAAUUGUUAUGGCAAAAAAAUAAAAAAAUUCCUCCCUCUAACUGGUAUAUGUAACUAGAGAUAGACCAAUAUAUUUGCACUUUUGAGCCU
Periophthalmus magnuspinnatus is the source of this 1244-nucleotide messenger RNA. It is a transcript of the gene ddo, whose product is annotated as D-aspartate oxidase. Bases 16 to 1029 code for a protein of 337 amino acids. The record is from RefSeq and is a predicted model, not a curated record. Gene Ontology annotation, molecular function: FAD binding; D-amino-acid oxidase activity. Lineage: Eukaryota; Metazoa; Chordata; Actinopteri; Gobiiformes; Gobiidae. The transcript is spliced from 4 exons.